Messenger RNA from Oncorhynchus mykiss (rainbow trout), 4537 nucleotides. Its product is annotated as glial cell line-derived neurotrophic factor-like. The record is from RefSeq and is a predicted model, not a curated record. Gene Ontology annotation, molecular function: growth factor activity; glial cell-derived neurotrophic factor receptor binding; receptor tyrosine kinase binding. NCBI's taxonomy places the organism in Eukaryota, Metazoa, Chordata, Actinopteri, Salmoniformes, Salmonidae. Gene Ontology annotation, biological process: negative regulation of neuron apoptotic process; peripheral nervous system development; positive regulation of branching involved in ureteric bud morphogenesis.
GCCAGGGGUGUUUUGGAGAUGUGUGUUGGAGUGGACUUCUGUCUCUACUUACUGUUUGGUCGUGCAGAGGUCGAGAAAAGAAGGGCGGACACUUCGAAACGUCAGCGUGCUUAAAGCUAUAAAUCUAUCCAAACCGCUCUCUGCGCCCGGUAUGGUGUAAUGAGCAGACAGCUGCACAUCUGUACUGCCAGUGCCAGCCUGAAGAGCCCUCAUGUGGACAGCCAUCUCACUCCUCACGCGGACACCUUGGAUAUAAUGGAGAAUACACAUCAUUGCCCUAUUUUUUUAUUAGAAUACAUUGGGGAUAUGAAAACAUCGCGUAAAUCUUCAUGAUCAUACAUGUUGCUCUGGUGGAUGUUACGAACGUUAUUUAUUACAUUUUUUCUAAUGAAAAAGGUCAAAAGUAACACUUAACGGUCUCCCUAACGCGAGUUUUCUGUACGUUUCCCUGCGCCUCGGCUUUGGCGAACUGGUCCACUCCCUGCUUCGGGAAAGCCGAUGUCUUCAUUUGACUCCUUGCAGUUGGUGAUGGUGGAUCUAUCUCGGAUAUCCAAUGUGGAAACCAGAAUCCAAUUAGUUUGCGACUGAGCGCCUGGAGAGAGAGCGCAGCGGCACUUUACCCAGCCAGUCACUCCAGCGCGUAGCCUACCUGUGGGCAGACACAUGGUUGGCUGCUCUGUAUACGAGAAGCCACUCAUCAAGCCUUGUUGCACUCAUUUUCAGGGUCAUUUUUACAUUGUAAAUUACAUUAAACGCAUCGGAUGAACGCAUCGGAUAUAUGUGAUCAGAUACAAUUUUACAGUCUGAAUAUAUCCUUUGGAUACAACUAGGGCUGCUUCUGACGCACCACGGAACGUUAAAUGCAUCGCUGUGUGUUGGAUUUUAAUACUGAUACCAAUUGCAGGUCUGCAAGGGCCAGAUUUAAGAUUCCUUCAUAGGAACUGAGUCUAAGAUGAAGUUAUGGGAUGUUUUGGCCACGUGUUUGUUGCUCCUGAGCUCCGUCUCCACACGCCCCCUUUACCAAAACCUUCAGCCUGCCAAAAGAGCUCACUACUCGGAUUGGCAUAGUGAUUCUCUGUCCCCGUCUGUGGAGGAACCAGAGCCAGAGUUCCAGUCGGAGUCUCACAGCCUGCAAGAGAUUUCCAUGGAAGAAAAAUAUGACAUCACAGGCCCAUAUCCGGACCAGUUUGAGGAUGUAAUGGAUUUUAUCAAGGCUACCAUUGGCAGACUGAGAAGAUCAUCAGAGCCCGCCGGCAGCUCAAGGGGAAGGAGGGAGCAGAGAGAGCAGGGGAGACAGAGAGGAGCAGCAAACAUAGACCGAAGAGGGGGAGGGAGAGGAGUGGGGAAAGGAGGGCGUGGGGAGAAGAAGGGUCGGGGGCGAGGGGGCAAAGGGAGGAGCAGUGAAAGAGGGGAGCAGCGGAUGAAGCCGGUUGAAGGCCGAGGCUGCUUGCUAAAAGAGGUCCAUCUCAACGUCACAGACUUAGGGUUGGGCUACCGGACCAAAGAGGAGCUGAUCUUCCGGUACUGCAGCGGCCCUUGUUCAGAUGCAGAGACCAACUAUGACAAGAUCCUCAACAACCUCACCCACAACAAGAAGCUGGUCAAGGACACACCCUCCCGCACCUGCUGUCGACCAAUCACGUUUGACGAUGAUCUGUCAUUCCUGGAUGACAACAACGAGGACUACCACAUUCUGCGGAAGCAUUCCGCCCGCAAAUGUGGCUGUGUCUGACUCUGGGAGAGACGAAUGAAAGAAAGGCUGACAGACAGACAGAAAGGAGAAGGAGCAGUAACAUAAAGCCUCUCAGAGGCUGGUACUGCCUCUUGGAAUGAAGGAACACAUGGGAAAAGAAGGGAACAUGAGACGGAUACAGUCCACUCCAGUGGUGUCUUAGGAACCAUGGACAGUAUUAGCAUGUCCUGUGUCCCACUCCUGAGAGGCUGCUGUGGGGUGAACAGGGAUGGUGUGGUCCCCAAACCUCCAGUAAUUAGGCUAAUUUAGAGCCCAGAUCAGGUCACAGUGGAAAAGGGACUCCUCUAUGCUAUAAUUACAUAGAAUUUUAAUGACUUAGAAAUUCAGCGUAACGGUCUUUAAAAGAGACGUUGUCAAUUCAGCUCAGUAUUCACUUCAUGAUUGGAUGACGUUCUUGGACACCUACAGGGGAUACGCUCUCAUUUCCCUGUGGAACCAUGCUGUUACACUCACAGGCUUGCCUGCAAUGGAGCUGCUGAGACGGAAUCAGAGGAAUUCAGGAUAUUGUUCCUCAAAAAAGUCUGUUUUUCCGUAGUCAGAUCAUGAGGCAUACAGUGAGAGCAGAACUCUUCUUGACAAGUAUUUCCAGCUGCAGUCCAGAGUGUUCUGGUUCCACUGCACAGACUGGAGCUUAACGUUUACAUUCACAAUGAACGAGGGAACCUGUUGACUGGUUUAGUCCUAUAGCAAAGAGACAGUCUGGUACGACACAUCAAUGUAAAAUCCAAUAUAUUUACAAUUUAUAUAUAUAUAUAUAUAAAUAUAUAUAUAUAUACACACACACAAGAUGUAUUUAUUAAGAUUGAAUUAACUUAUUGUUAUUUAUUGCAGUCCAUUUUAUGAAAGAAAUGUUUGUUUUUCUUAUUUAUUUGAGCUCUGUUUUGUCCCGGAUGGUACCAAAGUCGAGCAUGUGUUUUCUAAGUAGAAUCAGAUUGUGCUGAAACAACCAGAUUCAAGGUGCAGCCAUAACUAAUCAAACUCAUCCUUCAGUUUCAAAAUGCUGUACAAAGUCUGUAAUCCAUGGUAGUUAAUCCUAAACUCACUGCCGAUUCCAAAACAUCAUAGAUUUAUGAGAAUAACAGAAGCUAUCGAUUUAGAGAGGGGGCGCAGAAAGGAAGUGACAGGGUGGAGCGGACCAAUUCCAACCUUUUUCAAAACUUACAAAUCUUAUCUCUGCUUUCGAUCCUUUUGAAUGAUGCCAGGUUUGAGCGUCUUUGACAGUGUUCCUCAUUUGUCACUAAUGGAAAGCAGAGAGGGCUGAGCAGCCUGGGGCGUUAGGGGCUGAGGGCCUGGGAGACACCAGUCAGCUGCUCCUCACUCCUCACGCUAACCAAGUAGAUGGGUAAACAAGACUACUGCCAAAAUCAUGGCAUGCCAUUAUCGGUUUACAAAGGAACAUACAAAGCCUGCAUUCAUUGUUUAUUUUCUAGGCAUAAAGUCGUACUGCCAGUGGUUAUCCCGGAGAGCUGUGUAGCUUUCUUUACAAUGAUACUCUCCACAUUAUUUCAAGACAUCCUCUUUUUUUAUAGACAGAAUAACAAAAUGACCUCAUUGCUAGAGAGGUGGUGCAGGACAGGUUGGAUAUGGCCAGCCUUCAGGCCCACUGCUUUCAAUUAACUUACAUUCUCUUUCUAUCACACCAUUUGCAAAGUAAUGUGUUACUAAACUCUUUACAAAAUGCUACAUAAAAGCUAGCCAGGAGUGAUGGUAGCACAGAAAAUCUCUGAUAUCAUAGAAGCAGUCAGUAAAAACCUUGACGCUAGACUGUGGAAAAGGGACCCACUGUCCUUUGGCCAUCACAGUGCAGUGCAGAAGUUGAUGGUAUGCAUGUACACUUGGCUGCCAGGGUCUGUUACCCUCAACCCUUCAGUCUGGUCCUGGCUCUACACCAAGUCUGGGCAAAAACUUCGUAGUGGUUACUGUCCCAGUAGGCUUUAGCGUUCCUGGGAGUGUCUCUGUCUCUGUGGUCUCUGCUUUGACAGACAUGCAGGUUUUUCUUACUGAUCUGGGGUUUGUUUGAAAACAGUGCUCUAACAUGCAGCUUAGCCCACUACCCCCACUGGAACACCAAUGUUUAAGACCAUUUAAGGGCGAUCUAGGCUCUGCCUCUCUUAGCCAAAUCGACAUGCACUCCCCUACAAAUGUAUUUGGACAGUGAAGCUUAAACUUUUCAUUUGGGUCUAUACUCCAGCAUUUUCACUUUGAGAUCAAAUACUUCAUAUGAGGUGACAGUACAGAAUGUCACCUUUUAUUUUAGGGUAUUUUCCAACAUUCUGUUUAUCCGUUUAAAAAUGUAAGCUCUAUGAAUCUAGUCCCCCCAUUUGAAGGUGUCAUAAAUAUUUGUACAGAAUCACACAGGUGUAUUAAAGUGGUCAGAAAUGUUGUAUUUGGUCCCAUAUUCCUAGCACACAAUGAUACAGUUAGAGAUACGAAGGUCAUACCUCCAAGACAUGCUAACCUCUCAUCUUUACCAACAGGGGAGGUUAACAUUUUUGGGGGGGUAUGAUAUUUAUGUCUAACUUUCUCACUCAUCAUUAUUCACGAUUCAUUCUUGAUUAUCCGUAAUCAUUGCUAGGAACUACAUUAAUGCAGAAGUGUUCCCGAAACACAUUAUAUUCUUAUUUACAAUAAAAGUGAAUACAUUAAAUACAUGAUUUACUAUUGGGAAAAACAUCAUCCGUAACAUAACCAAAACAAACUGCAAAUGCAUCCAACAUACAGUAUAUCACACAAGUGAGUACACCCCUCACAGUUUAGUAAAUAUUUGAGUAUAUCUUUUCAUGU